Molecule: messenger RNA, 1833 nt
Organism: Musa acuminata AAA Group (dessert banana)
Lineage: Eukaryota; Viridiplantae; Streptophyta; Magnoliopsida; Zingiberales; Musaceae
Product: transcription repressor OFP8
Exons: 1
Coding region: 925-1569 (214 amino acids)
Biological process (GO): negative regulation of DNA-templated transcription
Source: RefSeq, a predicted model, not a curated record
AGUACAAGUGGGGGUUGUUUGUUCCAGGAUUCAAACCUCGCAUUCAAUUCCUCGUAUUUCAAUUCAAAGGGAACUUAGCAGUCCGGUAUUCCCAAAAUUUCCAUCUCAUUAAGAUGCCCAUGAUGUCCUUUGGGUCAAAUUAUACAGGAAGCCAGCAGGGAGGAGCCCUUUGUUCACAUGGCCAAUUAAUCCUAGCUUUUCUUCGGAGGUCACCAGGGGCUCACAACUCAAUCCCCUCCCUGUUGUGCUGCUUAAAGCUAAGCCUUCUUCGUCCCAAAGCAAACAAAACCACCACGACGGCUCCAACCAAAAGGCAAAAGCUUCGUCCAACUAAAAUCCCCCUUUCCCUUGUCUCCUUCCAACUUCCCCCACUCCCUCCUCUUCUGGUCUCCCCCUCGACCCAUCUUUCUAUAAGACCACUCGCUUACGGAGCUCAGUUAUCUUUCUACCUCCUCUCCUGUGUCCCAAAUACUACUUUUCACCUCUUUCUUUGGAGUAUUUUCUUUGCCUGCGUGCCCUUCCCCUUCUUCCUCUUGUUCCCAGUUUGCUCUGUUUCCUUCAUCACCAACACCUUUGUUAACGUUGUUACCUCCAUUUCCAUCUAUCUGCUUCUGUAGUGUUUUUAGACUGCAAAAGGGUCCGUUCUACCAACAAAAUCCGAAGCUUAUCUCUCCGUGUGCUCCCCCCUGUUUCGAUGAAAACAUAGAUCUACCAUUCCUAUAGUUGUCAACCACCCCACCAAGAUUCGAGCUUUUCCCCUUAUUUCCUUUCUCAGCUCCUUUCGACUUGGAAAAAUCAAAUCUUUUGGGUUUUUGCCAUCGCUGAGACCUCUCUUUACACACAAAACCCAAACUUGUUGUGCCUUAUCGCUUCUCCGGCCGCUGCAGACCCAUCAAAAUAAAAAUCCCGUAUUUCGCGUUCUCGAUGCCUUCCGGGCGGAGAAGGUUCGUGGUGCGGCAUCCGGUGGUGGUUGACAUCGGCUGCAGCUGCCGGCGGCCGAAGAUCCCAUCUUUCUUCUCCUUCUCAUCGAAAUCCAAGCUGUCGAGGACCUCCAGCCUCCUCUCUCCUUCGACCACCACUUCACACUGGGAAACCAGCCUCACUGCCACCACCACCGCCACAGUCGCCAACUCCUCCUCUUCUCCUUCCCGAUACGGCGGCUCCACCUCCUCGCCGUCUUCAGCGUUCUGCCCGCCGGAGAGCCCGAAGUGGGCGGCCGCUAGGGAGCACUGGAAGCCGAACAAGAAGAAGAACAAGUGCGAUGCAUCGGGGACGCCGAGGAAGGGGGUGGUGGAGAGUAGCGUGGCGGUGGUGAAGGAGUCGUCGGACCCAUACCUGGACUUCCGGGACUCGAUGCUGCAGAUGAUCGUGGAGAUGGAGAUCUACGCGUGGGAAGAUGUACGCGAACUUCUCCACCGCUUUCUCGCCCUCAACGCCCCCCGCCAUCACCACCUCAUCCUCCGCGCCUUCGCCGAGAUCUGGAACGGCUUAGUCUCGCCCACUUCCCCCUCGCCGCGCCCCUCCGCCUCUGCCUCUGCUUCCGCGCCUCGCCGCUCCCGCCGGCGGUGAUCGCACGUGACCCAGAAAAGACAAGAGUUGAGAUCUUGCCACCACCUUGUGCCACGUGGAAAAUCAGAGGGUACCUCCACUGGGUGGUGAUAGGAUCUCAAAGUUCCUCUUCUCUUUUAACCAUCUUUUGUCUCCUCUUCUUACGUUCCGUCUCAGAAUCAAGAACGCCGUGUGGUGUAAUGCUUUCUCCUCUCUAUACUCCGCCAAUUAAAAAUCUGGUUGGCUUUUCGUGUGUUAGGAGCUGCAUCAACUUUUCGUACUCCA